AUGGCGACGGCGGGAGAGGAGAACUUGGUUGGCGACGGAGGCCGCGACGCGGCUGAGGCUGCUGCGACGGCGACCCCUCUCCCGCUUCGCACGGAGCUGAGCCGGCUGGAUAUCCAGCGCUAUUCACGGCAGCUGGUGCUCCCGGAGCUGGGCGUGCGCGGGCAGCUGCGGCUGUCCGGCUGCUCGGUGCUGGUGGUGGGCUGCGGAGGGCUGGGCUGCCCGCUGGCGCUGUACUUGGCUUCCGCGGGCGUGGGUCGCCUGGGGCUGGUGGACCACGACGUGGUGGAGCUGAAUAACCUCCACAGGCAGGUGUUGCACCGGGAGAGCCGCCUGGGCAGCCCCAAAGCUCAGUCUGCGGCUGCAGCCUUGAGGGAGCUCAAUUCCACGGUGCAGUGUGUGCCUCACGAGCUGGUCCUGAGCCCCACCACUGCCCUGCAGCUUGUCAGCAUCUACGACAUCAUUGCAGACUGUUCUGACAAUAUGCCCACCCGCUAUUUGGUCAACGAUGCCUGUGUGCUGGCGGGGAAACCCUUGGUGUCUGCCAGUGCCCUGCGGCUGGAGGGACAGCUGGUAGUAUACAACUACCAAGGGGGGCCCUGCUAUCGUUGCCUCUUCCCCAAGCCCCCUCCUCCAGAGACGGUCACAAAUUGUGCUGAUGGAGGGGUCUUGGGUGUUGUGCCAGGCAUUCUUGGGUCCCUCCAGGCUUUGGAGGUGCUCAAAAUAGCCUCUGGGAUGGGCACCCCCCUCAACAGGUCUAUGCUGCUCUUCGAUGGCCUUGAAGGAAGAUUUCGCCACAUUAAGCUACGUCCCAGGAAUCCAGACUGCUUGGUUUGUGGUGACCAUCCCUCUGUGACUGCUCUACAGGAUUACGAAAUUUUCUGUGGGUCUUUGGCGACGGACAAGUGUCGAACGUUACACCUGUUGCGUAGUGAAGAGCGGAUAUCUGUAGAAGAGUACAAAAAUAUACUGGACAGCAAGGUUGUUCAUAUACUGGUAGAUGUCCGCCCACUGGUGGAAGUGGACAUAUGUCGCUUGCCACAGUCCCUAAGCGUGCCAUUAAGUAAACUUGAAGGGAAAGAUGAAGAAUGUCUGAAAUCUCUUUGUCAAAGGAUAUGUGAAGCAAAGCAGAAGACUAAUGGCAACGUAGCUUUCCCAGUUUAUGUUGUCUGCAAAUUAGGAAAUGACUCUCAGAAAGCUGUGAGGCUAUUACAAGGGUUGUCUCAUGAUGGACUGGAGUUAAUUUCUGUUAAGGAUAUCAGAGGAGGAUUGAUGGCUUGGGCUAACAAAAUUGAUCAAGAAUUUCCUCAGUAUUAAUGUUUCCUAAUAGCAAUAAUGAUCUUUUAAAUCUAGAAUUGCAUUGAUAAUAGAACAGGUUGAGAAUUUUAUUUUAUUUUUUACAUUUUUCUACAAUGGCAUCUUCAAUACGUUUGGGGGGAAAUACUGAAAAAUAAACUUUUAUAAAAUUUAAAUGUCUGGGUACUUCGGUGGGUCUGUUCAG
This is a messenger RNA of Elgaria multicarinata webbii, 1498 nucleotides long. RefSeq names its product molybdenum cofactor synthesis 3 (gene MOCS3). Gene Ontology annotation, biological process: protein urmylation; tRNA wobble position uridine thiolation. Gene Ontology annotation, cellular component: cytosol; cytoplasm. The transcript has a single exon. Gene Ontology annotation, molecular function: URM1 activating enzyme activity; adenylyltransferase activity; thiosulfate-cyanide sulfurtransferase activity. The coding region runs from base 1 to 1314 and encodes 437 amino acids. NCBI's taxonomy places the organism in Eukaryota, Metazoa, Chordata, Lepidosauria, Squamata, Anguidae. The record is from RefSeq and is a predicted model, not a curated record.